AUGAGCACAAACAACAAGAGACGUGGAGCUAGCAGUUCCAGUUGUGCUGUCCCUGGGGUGCCCGCGCUUGUCAACGUCCCGACCGCGAUGUCUGCCGACCUAGCCUCGCUCUUCGAGUGUCCUGUGUGUUUCGACUAUGUCUUACCACCCAUCCUGCAGUGUCAGAGCGGGCACCUCGUGUGUUCGAGCUGUAGACCCAAGCUGUCCUGUUGCCCUACCUGCCGCGGUCCCCUCGGCAACAUACGAAACCUCGCUAUGGAGAAAGUUGCUAGUAAUGUAAUGUUUCCAUGCAAACAUUCCAACACAGGAUGCACUGUUACAUUAGUUCAUACGGAAAAAGCAGAGCACGAAGAAGCAUGUGAGUUCAGACCUUACUCCUGUCCAUGCCCUGGAGCAUCAUGUAAGUGGCAAGGAGGUCUAGAUCAGGUCAUGCCACAUUUAAUGAUGUCCCACAAGAGUAUCACAACAUUACAAGGCGAAGACAUAGUUUUCUUGGCAACAGAUAUCAACUUGCCCGGUGCUGUAGAUUGGGUUAUGAUGCAGUCUUGCUUCAAUCAUCACUUCAUGUUAGUUUUAGAAAAACAGGAGAAGUUUGAUGGUCAUCAACAAUUCUUUGCUAUUGUACAAUUAAUAGGAUCACGUAAGGAGGCAGAAAAUUUUGCAUAUCGUUUGGAAUUGAACGGACAUAGAAGGAGACUCACCUGGGAGGCCAUGCCCCGUUCAAUUCAUGAAGGAGUAUCUUCCGCUAUCAUGAACUCAGAUUGCCUUGUUUUUGACACCUCUCUUGCACAAUUGUUUGCAGAUAAUGGAAACCUUGGAAUCAAUGUCACAAUUUCAAUUGCU
Molecule: messenger RNA, 843 nt
Organism: Brenthis ino (lesser marbled fritillary)
Lineage: Eukaryota; Metazoa; Arthropoda; Insecta; Lepidoptera; Nymphalidae
Source: the annotation of a GenBank genome assembly